Dioscorea cayenensis subsp. rotundata (Guinea yam) is the source of this 1509-nucleotide messenger RNA. RefSeq lists its product as uncharacterized. Bases 72 to 1172 code for a protein of 366 amino acids. Lineage: Eukaryota; Viridiplantae; Streptophyta; Magnoliopsida; Dioscoreales; Dioscoreaceae. Gene Ontology annotation, cellular component: chloroplast. Gene Ontology annotation, molecular function: double-stranded DNA binding. The record is from RefSeq and is a predicted model, not a curated record. The transcript has a single exon. Gene Ontology annotation, biological process: regulation of DNA-templated transcription; chloroplast organization.
GCGGUAAAAGCCUUCAUCUCAAGCUUCACUCCCUCCUUUCGAUCAAAUGCUAGGGUUUCUCUUCUUCAUUGAUGCUUCUCCGAAUCUCCAUUCGGGUUCCCAGGAUCCCACCAUUCGCCUUUUUCUCUACUCUCCAAUCCCCAUCUCUCACCUCCUACCUCACCGACGUCUGGGGCCUCUCACCGGCCGCCGCCAUUGCUGCCUCCUCCAAGCUCAGCUCCAUCUCUGAUUGGAAUAGGGUCAGCACCAAGAGCAAACCUGACUCCGUCCUUGCCUUCUUCCGAUCCCAUGGCUUCACCCCAUCCCAGAUCACCAAGGUCAUCUCCAGGUACCCGCGCUUCCUCCUCUCCGAUCCCGCACGGACAUUGCAGCCAAAGAUGGACUUCUAUCUCCGCUCCGGCUUCUCCCCCUCCACUAUCACCAAGCUCAUCUGCUCCAACGUCGAUCUCUUGCGUUCAAGCUUGAAGAAACGAAUAAUACCUUCCUUUGAAUUCCUCAAGACCAUCCUCCACACCGAUGAGCAUGUGGUCGCCGCCGUAAAGCGCUCAACUUGGGUUUUCCAUGUUAAUCUCGGGAAGAAAAUGGCGCCCAACAUCGAUACUCUGCAUCGCAUAGGUGUCCCCACUGCCAAUAUUGCCAAACUUGCAAAAACCCACCCUUCAGUGCUCAUACAGAGCACCGGGCGGUUUGGAGAAUCACUUGAGAGGGUCUUGCGGAUGGGCCACUGCCCUGGUGAUGCUAUGUUCAUUAUCGCCCUCCAUUCAGUCUCUGCCAUUAGUGUGGCUACUUUGAAGAGGAAGUUGGAGGUCUAUAAGAGCUUUGGGUUGCCAGAAGACAAGAUUGUCUCUCGCGUGAAUCAGAAGCCCAUGAUUGUGAAUCUCUCUGAGGAUAACAUCAGGAAGAGCUUUGGCUUCUUCAUGGAGAAGCUAAAAUGGGCUCCUGAUUUUGUGUUUUCCUCCCCUGUGCUUCUCACCUUAAGCCUUGAGAAAAGGGUUGCUCCACGGGUCUCUGUGUAUGAAAUUCUAGUAUCCAAGAAUUUGUGGGGAGAGAAACCAAUUGUCCCUCGGUUCUUUUUCAUCAGUGAUGAGAAGUUCAGUAAGAGAUAUUUGCUAAGUUUCCAAAAUGAAUGCCCUGAAGUAUUGGAGACUUAUAAGGCAAUGAGGAGGGAGUGAGUUUGAAUCUCACUCUGGAGAUGAAAGGCUAACUCCUUUGCUUCACUUCCAGGCCAGUUUUUCAUAUCCUGUUCUUUUCUCAUAUUCUAUUUGUUUUGGCUGUUGGUUUAGCAUGAAUUGGCAUAUCAUGGGCUACUGAUUGCUGUGAAAAGCCUGAUCAUACCAAUUUGAUUCUAUUAGCUUGUUUGAUGUUGUCAGGUUGACAUAGUCAGGGGAAAAAUGAAUAUUUAUUUCUAUGUGCAACACCAAUUCACAAAAAUUGUGCAAUUGACCAAAAUAUACCUGAGUGUAGGGAGUUUUCUUUGGCCAAAAUGAGACACUUGCUGUUCUUUGAUCA